AUGCUUAUGCAGAGGAUGGAAAAGACGGCCACGUUUGGCAACUAUCGAUACCGCGAGAGCCUCGGGACAUUCAUCACCCAAGCCUUGACUGCAAUUUUGAUUGUGGUAUCCCCGAAUGUCGUGACAAUGGCCUUGACGCAUCCCUCUGGCUCGAGUUGCAACCACGCGAUCGACUUCCCACUUGCGCAGCUCCUACGCCAAGCCAACGCCAGUCCUGAAAACAAGCCAUUUCUUCGCAACCUCCGCAACGUUUAUGUGAUCAACAAAAACGAUAGCACCUGGUCCGAUGGUCGUUUUUAUCUCCCAAUGGACCUUUCUGGUUGCUUGAGGCUAUUUAACAAUCUCCUGUCAAUUGAAUCUGUCGGAGCUGAUUUAAUGGAGGAGGAUCCGAAUGGAAAAUUCGAGUUCAAAGAGAAGUGUUCCAACAUCAGGAAGCUUUCCAUCCAUCACUCGUCGGUUAAUUCUCUCUACCUUGCGAAUCUGAUAUGGUCGUGCAGGAUUCUCAAGGAAUUCCAGUACUCAAUCGGAGGUAGAGCGAGCAGGGAUGGGGGCUUUCCUAUCUUCAACCCUAAAGCAUUUAUCAAAGCGCUUUGCGCACACAAGAAAACGCUGGAAAUCCUCGAUAUCGAUGCGGAAAAUGAAAUAUCUACAUUUGAGAUCGAUGACGAAGAAGAGAGAGAUCAAGAAUUCAAUCACCACGGGAGCCCCUCUGAAUCCGGUAUCGGCGACGAAACUUAUACAUUCUACAAAUCGAUAUGGACAUACGGUGGGUCACUGAAAGAAUUUGUGGCCCUGAAGCGGUUGAGCUUGGGGAUAAACUUUCUGCUAUACUUUGCAGCUGGUGUUAGCGGGGAACCCUACCAGAAAAGGGGAGAGCUCGCUCUGGUGGACUGUCUACCAGUCGGGCUAGAAUAUUUGUGUAUUAGGGGAUACCAGAAAGGCGAGAAGGAGGAGCAUGACCGGCAAAUGGAUGCACUGAUGAAAUUUUGCAAAUCUGGAUCGUCCCAGCUGAAAGAAAUCAAGGGAAUCGAUGAAUUGAUUCCCAAUGCCGAGUCGGUUAAGGACCCAGAUAACGACGAUCAUUUGUUGUGGUCGUUGGAGGAGAUUGGGUAUGAGAGUGAUUAG
Messenger RNA from Penicillium digitatum Pd1, 1125 nucleotides. RefSeq lists its product as uncharacterized. The record is from RefSeq and is a predicted model, not a curated record. NCBI's taxonomy places the organism in Eukaryota, Fungi, Ascomycota, Eurotiomycetes, Eurotiales, Aspergillaceae.